Molecule: messenger RNA, 459 nt
Organism: Parascedosporium putredinis
Lineage: Eukaryota; Fungi; Ascomycota; Sordariomycetes; Microascales; Microascaceae
Source: the annotation of a GenBank genome assembly
AUGUCCCGUGGCCCGUCGAUGAACCGAUCGGCGAGCGGAAGUAAGGCGCCGGGCUCAAGACUGGGAGGCAAAGUAAAAGAUGAAGGUGUCAAAGCUAGCAACGGCAAGACCGGGCACGACAACGACCCCAAUGUGUAUCUCGCUCUUACACCGAACGAUACCCCAGAGUCCAGCAAGGAUAGCGGGUCAUCGGAGCCCAACACGGACGUACCCGAAUUCGGUACCGUAGAUUUGGAUAUGCAGUGGCAGCCGCUAGACGAUGGGUUCAUGAUGGACGUGACGAAUAUCAAUAUGGAUAGCCUAGGAACCGGUGAGGUAGGCGAUCUAGAAAAGUCUCUUCUCUCGGAUUCCUUGCACACCGUUCCCGGUAACGACAUUGUCUGGGAGGAUAACAAAAUCGACUUCGACAAGCCUUUGAUCCACGAGGACGGAUUCUACCUGGACCCGUCAAUGCAGUAA